Messenger RNA from Blastomyces gilchristii SLH14081, 4035 nucleotides. RefSeq names its product essential cytoplasmic protein Ctr86. Bases 211 to 2976 code for a protein of 921 amino acids. The transcript has 3 exons. Lineage: Eukaryota; Fungi; Ascomycota; Eurotiomycetes; Onygenales; Ajellomycetaceae. The record is from RefSeq and is a predicted model, not a curated record. Gene Ontology annotation, cellular component: cytosol.
ACGGCAAACGGAAGAACUUAGUUCCUCACCUGCCAAGACCACAAAAUGCAGUCCCCAUUUGGUAAUAAUUUAUUAGUACACGUCAAACAACGCUCGAUUGCCUUUUAGUCUCCUUUUCCCUUCAUCUGGUUUUGAUAUACCUUGGGUAGUUUGCAGCUAGGAUCCUUACUGUACCUUUGAGUAUAUAGCUCCUCCUGCAGACCUCCUAAAAUGUCAACACCCCAAAGUCCCGAGACUGCGGAGCGACCUACAGCCCAUGGCGGGCCAAAGUGUACCCCUGCUGAGCUACUGUUAAAGGUCGUCCUUGCGGGCACAUUGACUCACUAUGAGACUCGGGGUAUGAUUGAUGAUAAACGGUUAGAACAUCUGCUGCUUUCUGGGAAGCAGAUUCUGUAUAAGAGCCAUCAGGAAAGCGAAGUCAGACAGAAUCUGGGCUUUUCACCGGCGAUAUGGCAAGGCCUCACCGACGUGUUGAGCAAAGCUAUCCCCGUUCUCGAAUCACAAUCUUUGGCAGCUCCCGGAAACUGCGAAGAGUCCUCCUCCAACCUCAUAGCAUAUAACUACUUUUCUCUGGUAAAGGAUAUUGAACGGCUGAACGAUCUCUGUACGAUUGCACGCAAUCUACUUGCCACGACAAAGAAAGCUCAAAAUCUCGCUGCUGAGAAGGGUUUUGAUCAAAGAAUCUUGUUACUUAUUGACACAUGUGUCAGGGUUACUGCUAGGGGUUACGAUGGCGAGAGCAACGCCAGAAAUGAAGAAAGAUGGCAAAAAGUUGUCAGUCUCUACAAACGGUUGCUAAUCACUUGCCUCCAGUUCCUCCAUAAUUUUAUCAUGCAUAACGAGCAUCGGAAACUUGUGUUGUGGCUAGAUCUCUUCGGUUAUCAUCAGAAUGGCGAGUCAAGUAUAAUAACACCCAUGGAACCGCUGGAUACUGGCAACUCACCUCCACAGGGAGUAGCGCCAGUUGUUCGAGCGGGAGAACGAAUUGUCAGUCCACCCUUGCGAACGAUCUACGACCAAAACGCGGAGGAUAUGUUGCUGGAAACGAUUUCUACUUUCCCUCGAGAACCGGCGUCGUCGAAGGAAGAAGCGGCUAUGAUGCUGCUAGCCAACGUGAAGGAUCAUAUGGAGAAGCUACUGGGACGGAAUCUGAAGGAAAUCCAGGAGAUGGCCAAAAUGGAAGGCUGGGCAGAUUUGAAAGACCGAUUACGUGAAGAUGGGAGCGCCCUCGCCCUCGGCGAAGAAGAACCAACUCGGAAGAAAGCGAUUAUUAGCAUCGAUCGGAGUGCCACGACGGGUUAUCCACGAACGUGUUGGACCGACUUGCCGGAUUUAGAUGAAUACGGUGCCAUAGCGGCGGUCGACGCCCCAGUUACCGCCCAAGACACCACGAUGUCACGAUCCCCGCAGUCAGCAGCAGAGACAUUACAGGAAGCGAAGGAUGAGCUAAUGGCUAGGCUGCAAGAGUCCUCGCCGAUCAUGGCCAACGCGGGGCUACAUUACGAGUCGGUGGAUGGUAAUGGUAUGCCACCAGAUGACGACUCGCGUAGCCUAGAGGCUGGUGUCGACGGCAGCGUCGAUGAGGAGGAAGACGACGAGGAUGAUGAUGACGAUUAUAGAGGUCGGCCUGGGGACCAGCAACGUGGCUUACUCACAGAUAUUCCUCUCGUUCUAGGCCCUGCGGAAAUCGAGGCUCUGCCCAUGAUUAUCCAAGCCGGCAUUGUUGACAGUUUCGGCCUAAAGGGCGGAGAAAGAUCGGGAAAUAAAAAUAUGCAGGCUGUCCGGUGCCAUAUUCUUCUUGCUCAGGAGACAGGCCGAAACCUUCUCCGCGAACUAUUGAUUUUCAUUGCUGCCUGGGACCUUCCAGACGAGGAAUUUUACUUCAAGAUGAUGGUACAAAUCAUGGACGCCGUGCUUAAGAAUGGCCUAAUGUCCCAUGCUUAUUCGGAUUUCGGUCAAGCGAAGGACAUUAUCUCGCCCGCCCAAGCUGUAGUAAUUAAAAUCCUCACGCACAUCUUCCGGGGCAAGUAUUCACCUCCCAAUAUUACCUCGACGACAGAGACACCGACUGGCAGAAGUUCUGUCCCAGUCACCAAGGUCGAUGUGCUGACCGUUCGCUACAUUUUUACAAUUUUCCGCGGUAACAUUAUCCCAGAAACCUGCGCUCUAAUUUACCUACAGGGUCAAAUCCGUGCGGGACAUGCACGCCCUGAGGACUUCCCACUCAACCUCUGGGACAUGGAACGUGUGUAUGAAGGUGUAUACCAGUUUCUGGAAUUCUUCGCUGUCCUUACAGAGAACACUGGGUGGAAAAACCUUCUCGUCCAGUGGGAGAUUGUGUACGACUUGACCACCCUUCUUAAAGAGUUGGAGGCGAGUAUCCCUAAAGGUUCAUUGAACUCCCUCAACUCCGCCGGCACUGCAGCUUCACGUGUUGCAGCCCAACCACCAAAAGAUACAUCAGCAACGCAAGGUGCAAGCAACGUUCCUGUUGCGGUUGAGCGACCAUACGACACGAACGAUCAGGAACCGACCGAUGCCACAACUGUCAGUGCGGGAUCUAGAGCCCAUUCCCCGCCCCUAGGCAACGACGAUCCGUCCGACUUCGAGUGGCGUAAUUUGAAGAAACUGGUAGUUCUCGUCCUCUCCUCGCUCGUAUGGCAAUGUCCGGAAGUCCAGAACCAGAUCCGCAAGUACGGGGGUUUGGAGACUAUUCUGGCCUGCACUAAUUUCGAUGCGCAUAACCCGUACAUCAAGGAACAUGCGGUGCUGUGUCUCAAGUUUUUGCUUGAGGGUAAUCGGGAAAAUCAACGGGUGAUUGAGGAGCUGGAAGCGCGGGAGGUUGUUAGUGAUGAGGGUGGAGUUUUAGAGAAAGGGGGAUAUGAGGCCGUGAUCAAUGAAGGGAAGCUGGCGAUUCGGACGAAGAAGGAUGCGCAGGCAACUGCGGAUGCUGACGUGUCGUCUUCGAAUACAUAAAAUGCCGUUUGAGCUACCGCUUUGACAAAGGACCUUUGUGGGAAGGAUUGGAUCUGCUUCUGAUUACGAUGGAAUGAAUACUUUGACUGGAAAAUGGAGGAGUUUAUAUUGGAUUAUUUUUCGUGGGGCAUGGUUUCUGGCGCAUUUUAUGGGUGGCUCUGGAUGGGCGGAGCAUUUUAUUUCUUUUCUUCUUAGCGGGUAGUCCGGAUAUAUCCAGAGAUGAUCUUCCUCUUCCAAAAUUUAGAUGCGUGUAAGAGAAUAUAAUUUACCACACGCGCUCCAUACAACGCAUGUGGUUAGCAUGAAUAAAUGUUGAAUAGAGGAAGGAAAGCUGAAUGAUCACUAGGCACGAUACACUGAAAAAAAAGGUCAAAUCCGACUCCAUCAAGAGGAAAACAUUAACUCCAUGCAUGCAUUCAUUCCCAAAUUGACAUUCAAAUCCAAGACGAAGCAAAUGGUAAAUAGUAGCCACUCUCCAUUCUUCCAUCCCUUCGCCAUGAAAGAUAUCAGACAAGGGAGAGAGAGGAGCGGGGAAACACGUCUACUGCCCCUUGUCAUCUCCACGAGAGAGAGCAACCCGGCACACCAAUGCUCAUCCAUACAUCCCAUCCCAUUCCUCCUCUUCAUCAUCACCAGCCCUAUUCCCGCUUCCCCUCUUCAUCAAUCGCUCGAUCCUCUCGCGCUCGCGCUCGCGCUCCUUCUUGCCAAAAUCAGCCCGGUCAAGCGGACACGUCCCGCGUAAUCGGAGCCAAGGCCGUACGCAUUCGAGAUCGAAGAGGUGGGAGGUGUGGCAGGGGAGACGGACGACGAGCGGAUAUGGAUCGUCGAGGAAAGGGUUGCUACAGAUUGGACAGGCCUGCGUGGGUUUCAGGCUGGAGGUCGGGACGCGCUCGAGGGCUGGUGUGUAUGAUGUGGGUUAGCAAAGCUAAGAUGGUAAUAGAGCAGUGGAAGUGCUGCAAAAUAGCGCAAUUGGCACCAUGGCAAAACGUCAAGUUGUAGUUGUAGUUGUACCGUUAGAUCGUGAAUAACAUAUGUAAAAUAAUAAUCAACAAAAAUUAA